AUGAAAAUAACUGAGGAUGAGUUAUCACAAUAUCGACUUAGAAAAUACAUUGUUAAUAAAACAUUUCUAAGUACAACAAAGGAGCGUUCAAUCGCCAAUGAAUUUGCAUUCGAUGGUGGCUUACGUCAUAAUCAUGAUGGAGAAAUAAUUAAAGUGCCAACAAUAUGUAUUUAUACAAUUAUAGGUCAUGAUCGUAUUGCAUUGGAUAUUGAACGAAUAUCCGAAUAUGCACAUGAAAAGGAGGUGUUAAUCAUACCGGGACAAACAUUUAAAGUAACAGCGAUACGGACCAAUGUUCAAACUGCACAGGGUCUAUGUUAUGAAAUUGAAUUAGUAGAACAUAGAAGAGAAAACAAAACAGGACAGUAUCAACAUGAAUAA
This is a messenger RNA of Didymodactylos carnosus, 381 nucleotides long. Lineage: Eukaryota; Metazoa; Rotifera; Eurotatoria; Philodinida; Philodinidae. The record is from the annotation of a GenBank genome assembly.